GCCAGCCGCCGCUGCUGCCUUGAUGGGCUCCGCGGCCCGAGCGCCUCUUUUCGGGAUUAAAAGCGCCGCCAGCUCCCGCCGCCGCCGCCGCCGCCAGCAGCGCCGCUGCAGCCGCCGCCGCCGGAGAAGCAACCGCGUCCGAUCCGUACUGGGUGCAAUGAAAGCUCCACGCAGGCCUUACCAUGGAAGGCUGUGACUCGCCUGUCGUCUCGGGGAAGGACAAUGGGUGCAGUAUCCCUCAGCACCAGCAAUGGACUGAACUCAACAGCACCCACCUCCCCGACAAACCCAGUAGCAUGGAGCAGUCCACAAGCGAGAACCACGGGCCCCUGGACGGCCUGAGGGCCCCCUUCAAUGAGCGCCUCGCGGAGAGCACCGCCCCGGCCGGGCCCGCUGCCGAGCCCGCCGGCAAGGAGGUCAGCUGCAACGAGUGCCUGGCCUCCUUCGCCAGCCUCCAGACCUACAUGGAGCAUCACUGCCCCGGCGCGCGCCCCCCGCCGCCCCUGAGGGAGGAGAGCGGGAGCGACAGCAGUGAGGAGGGGGACGAGGAGAGUGACGUGGAGAACCUGGCCGGGGAGAUCGUGUACCAGCCGGACGGCUCGGCGUACAUCGUCGAGAGCCUGAGCCAGCUGACCCCGGGCGGGGGCGUGGGUGCGGGUGGCAGUGGGCCCCUCCCGUCGCUCUUCCUGAACUCUCUCCCCGCCUCGGCGGGCAAGCCGGGGGACCCUUCCUGCGCUGCGCCCGUCUACCCACAGAUCAUCAACACUUUCCACAUAGCCUCAUCCUUCGGGAAAUGGUUUGAGGGCCCAGACCAGGCUUUCCCGAAUACCUCAGCCCUGACGGGGCUCAGCCCCGUCCUGCACAGCUUCCGCGUGUUUGACGUGCGACACAAAAGCAACAAGGAUUAUCUGAACAGUGACGGCUCUGCCAAGAGCUCCUGCGUAUCCAAAGAUGUUCCCAACAAUGUGGACCUGUCCAGAUUCGAUGGCUUCGUGCUCUAUGGCAAGAGGAAGCCCAUCCUGAUGUGUUUCUUGUGCAAACUCUCCUUCGGGUACGUCCGUUCGUUUGUGACCCAUGCGGUGCACGACCAUCGAAUGACCCUGAGUGAAGAUGAGCGGAAACUUCUUAGCAACAAGAACAUCUCCGCUAUCAUCCAAGGGAUCGGCAAAGACAAGGAACCCCUUGUAAGUUUUCUGGAACCAAAAAACAAAAACUUUCAACUCCCUUUAGUUUCCACCGCUAACCUCAUAGGCCCCGGACACAGUUUUUAUGGUAAAUUUAGUGGCAUUCGAAUGGAAGGGGAGGAGGCUCUCCCAGCCGGCCCUGCCGCCGGCCCCGAGCAGCCCCAGGCUGGUAUCUUGACCCCCGGCGCCCUCUUGAACCUUGGCGGGCUCACCAGCUCGGUCCUGAAGACCCCCAUUACCUCAGUCCCCCUGGGGCCUCUGGCCUCCAGUCCUACCAAAUCCUCAGAGGGCAAGGACUCUGGGGCAGCAGAAGGAGAGAAGCAAGAAGUGGGCGAUCCGGAUUGCUUCUCCGAGAAGGCGGAGCCGGCCGAGGAGGAGGCCGAAGAGGAGGAGGACGAGGACGAGGAGGAGGUGGAGGACGAGGACGAGGACGAGGAUGACGAGGACGACGAGGAUGAGGGCUGCAAAGGGCUCUUUCCAAGCGAGUUGGACGAGGAGCUGGAGGACAGGCCCCCCGGGGAGUCUGGGGCCGCAGCAGGUAGUGGCAGCAAAAAGGACCUUGCUCUCUCAAACCAAAGCAUUUCUAACUCCCCCUUAAUGCCUACUGUGCUCCAGACCCUGUCGAGGGGCGCAGCUUCUACUAGUUCUAAUUCCGCUUCUUCCUUUGUUGUCUUUGAUGGUGCGAACAGGAGGAAUCGUUUAAGCUUUAACGGUGAGGGCGUCAGGGCCAACGUGGCAGAGGGCGGCAGGAGGCUGGACUUUGCUGAUGAAAGUGCCAAUAAAGACAAUGCCACAGCACCAGAACCAAAUGAAAGCACAGAGGGGGACGAUGGGGGCUUCGUCCCCCAUCACCAGCAUGCUGGCUCCCUCUGCGAGCUUGGGGUGGGGGAGUGCCCCUCGGGGAGUGGCGUGGAGUGCCCCAAAUGCGACACGGUCCUGGGUUCCUCCCGCUCGCUGGGCGGCCACAUGACUAUGAUGCAUUCUCGCAACUCGUGCAAGACACUCAAGUGCCCCAAGUGCAACUGGCACUACAAGUACCAGCAGACGCUGGAGGCGCACAUGAAGGAGAAGCACCCGGAGCCGGGGGGCUCCUGCGUCUACUGCAAGAGCGGGCAGCCCCACCCUCGGCUGGCCCGAGGCGAGAGCUACACGUGUGGUUACAAGCCUUUCCGCUGUGAGGUGUGUAACUACUCCACAACUACCAAAGGCAACCUCAGCAUUCACAUGCAGUCCGACAAGCAUCUCAACAACAUGCAGAACCUGCAGAACGGAGGGGGCGAGCAGGUCUUCAGCCACACGGCUGGGGCGGCGGCGGCGGCUGCCGCGGCGGCGGCCGCCGCGGCCAGCAUCGGCAGCUCCUGUGGGGCCCCCUCGCCCACCAAACCAAAAACCAAACCCACCUGGCGGUGCGAGGUGUGCGACUACGAGACCAACGUGGCCAGGAACCUCCGCAUCCACAUGACGAGCGAGAAGCACAUGCACAACAUGAUGCUGCUGCAGCAGAACAUGACCCAGAUCCAGCACAGCCGCCACCUGGGCCUCGGCAGCCUGCCCUCGCCCGCCGAGGCCGAGCUCUACCAGUACUACCUGGCCCAGAACAUGAGCCUGCCCAACCUGAAGGUGGACAGCGCCGCCCCCGACGCCCAGUUCGUGAUGGGCGGAUUCCAGUUGGACCCCGCCGGGCCCAUGGCCGCCGUGACGCCCGCUCUAGUGGGCGGUGAGAUCCCCCUAGACAUGCGGCUCGGGGGCGGGCAGCUGGUGUCAGAGGAGCUGAUGAACUUGGGCGAGAGCUUCAUCCAGACCAACGACCCGUCGCUGAAGCUCUUCCAGUGUGCCGUCUGCAACAAGUUCACCACGGACACCCUGGACCUGCUGGGGCUGCACAUGAACGUGGAGCGCAGCCUCCCUGAGGACGAGUGGAAGGCCGUGAUGGGGGACUCGUACCAGUGCAAGCUCUGCCGCUACAACACCCAGCUCAAGGCCAACUUCCAGCUGCACUGCAAGACAGACAAGCACGUGCAGAAGUACCAGCUGGUGGCCCACAUCAAGGAGGGCGGCAAAGCCAACGAGUGGCGGCUCAAGUGCGUGGCCAUCGGCAACCCUGUCCACCUCAAGUGCAACGCCUGCGACUAUUACACCAAUAGCUUGGAGAAGCUGCGGCUGCACACGGUCAACUCCAGGCACGAGGCCAGCCUGAAGCUGUACAAGCACCUGCAGCAGCACGAGAGCGGCGUGGAGGGCGAGAGCUGCUACUACCACUGCGUCCUGUGCAACUACUCCACCAAGGCCAAGCUCAACCUCAUCCAGCACGUGCGCUCCAUGAAGCAUCAGCGCAGCGAGAGCCUGCGCAAGCUGCAGCGGCUGCAGAAGGGCCUUCCGGAGGAGGAUGAAGACCUGGGGCAGAUCUUCACCAUCCGUAGGUGCCCCUCCACCGACCCCGAAGAAGCCAUUGAAGAUGUUGAAGGGCCCGGUGAAGCGGCUGCUGAUCCCGAGGAGCUUGCUAAAGACCAGGAGAGUGGAGGCGAGAAGGACCAGAGCAAGUGGACAGCAUCAUCAAGCCAAGCAGAGAAGGAGCUGACAGAUUCUCCUGCAACCUCCAAACGCAUCUCCUUCCCAGGUAGCUCAGAGUCUCCUCUCUCUUCAAAGCGACCAAAAACAUCAGAGGAGACCAAACCGGAGCAGAUGUACCAGUGUCCCUACUGCAAGUACAGCAACGCCGAUGUCAACCGGCUGCGGGUGCACGCCAUGACGCAGCACUCGGUGCAGCCCAUGCUCCGCUGCCCCCUGUGCCAGGACAUGCUCAACAACAAGAUCCACCUCCAGCUGCACCUCACCCACCUCCACAGCGUGGCGCCCGACUGCGUGGAGAAGCUCAUCAUGACGGUGACUACCCCUGAGAUGGUGAUGCCCAGCAGCCUGUUCCUCCCAGCGGCUGUUCCAGAUCGGGACGGGAACUCCAGUUUGGAGGAGGCAGGAAAGCAGCCUGAAACCUCAGAUGAUCUGGGAAAGAACAUCUUGCCCUCUGCCAGCACAGAACACAGUGGAGAUGUGAAACCCUCUCCCGCUGACCCAGGCUCUGUGAGAGAAGAUUCAGGCUUCCUGUGCUGGAAGAAGGGGUGCAACCAGGUUUUCAAAACUUCCGCCACUCUCCAGACGCACUUCAACGAGGUUCACGCCAAGAGGCCUCAGCUGCCCGUGUCGGAUCGCCACGUGUACAAGUACCGCUGCAACCAGUGCAGCCUAGCUUUCAAGACCGUGGAAAAGCUGCAGCUCCACUCUCAGUACCACGUGAUCAGAGCUGCCACCAUGUGCUGUCUCUGUCAGCGCAGUUUCCGAACUUUCCAGGCUCUGAAAAAACACCUCGAGACGAGCCACCUGGAGUUGAGUGAGGCCGACAUCCAACAGCUUUAUGGUGGCCUUCUGGCCAAUGGAGACCUCCUGGCAAUGGGAGACCCCACCCUGGCCGAGGACCAUACCAUAAUCGUUGAGGAAGACAAGGAAGAAGAGAGUGACUUGGAGGAUAAACAGAGCCCGACGGGCAGUGACUCUGGGUCGGUACAAGAAGACUCGGGCUCAGAGCCAAAGAGAGCUCUCCCUUUCAGAAAAGGCCCCAACUUCACCAUGGAAAAAUUUCUAGACCCUUCUCGCCCUUACAAGUGUACCGUCUGCAAGGAAUCUUUCACUCAGAAGAACAUCCUGCUAGUGCACUACAAUUCUGUCUCCCACCUGCAUAAGUUGAAGAGAGCCCUUCAAGAAUCGGCAGCUGGUCAGCCAGAACCCACCAGCAGCCCUGACAACAAACCUUUCAAGUGUAACACUUGUAACGUGGCCUAUAGCCAGAGUUCCACGCUGGAGAUCCAUAUGAGGUCUGUGUUGCAUCAAACCAAGGCCCGGGCAGCCAAGCUGGAGGCUGCAAGUGGCAGCAGCAAUGGCACCGGGAACAGCAGCAGUGUCUCCCUGAGCUCCUCCACCCCAAGUCCUGUGAGCACCAGUGGCAGUAACACCUUUACCACCACCAAUCCGAGCAGUGCUGGCACUGCUCCAAGCUCCAGCUUACUGAGCCAAGUGUCCGCUGAAAGUGCAGGCAUGCCACCCCUGGGGAACCCCAGCGGUGCCAACACUGCUUCCCCUUCAGAGCCCAAGGAAGCCAAUCGGAAGAAGCUGGCAGAUAUGAUCACAUCCAGGCAGCAGCAGCAGCAAGCACAGACCCUGGCCCAGGCCCAGGCCCAAGUUCAAGCUCACCUGCAGCAGGAGCUGCAGCAGCAGGCGGCCCUGAUCCAGUCCCAGCUGUUUAGCCCCACCCUCCUUCCUCACUUCCCCAUGGCCACGGAGACCCUGCUGCAGCUGCAGCAGCAGCAGCAUCUCCUCUUCCCCUUCUACAUCCCCAGCGCCGAGUUCCAGCUCAGCCCCGAGGUGAGCCUGCCAGUGACGAGCGGGGCGCUGACGCUGACGGGGGCGGGCCCAGGCUUGCUGGAAGAGCUGAAGGCUCAGGUUCAGGUCCCGCAGCAGGGCCAUCAGCAGGUCCUGCAGCAGCAGAGCCAGCUCUCUCUGCCCCAGAGUCACUCUGCACUCCUACAGCCCAGCCAGCACAUCGAGAAGAAAAACAAAUUGGUCAUCAAAGAAAAGGAAAAAGAAAGCCAGAGAGAGAGGGACGGUGCCGAGGGGGGAGAGGGCAACUCGGGACCAAAGGAAUCACUUCCCGAUGCCUUGAAGGCCAAAGAGAAGAAAGAAUUGGCCCCAGGGGGUAGUUGUGAGCCUUCCAUGCUCCCUCCACGCAUCGCCUCGGACGCCAGAGGGAACGCCACCAAGGCCUUGCUGGAGAACUUCGGCUUUGAGCUGGUCAUUCAGUACAACGAGAACAAGCAGAAGGUACAGAAGAAGAACGGGAAGACCGAGCAGGGGGAGAAUCCGGAAAAGCUCGAGUGCGACUCCUGUGGCAAGUUGUUCUCGAACAUCUUGAUUUUAAAGAGUCAUCAAGAGCAUGUUCACCAGAAUUACUUUCCCUUUAAACAGCUGGAGAGAUUUGCCAAACAGUACCGAGAGCACUACGACAAGCUGUACCCCUUGAGGCCUCAGACCCCCGAGCCGCCGCCUCCGCCCCCACCCCCGCCGCCGCCCCCGCUUCCGGCAGCGCCGCCCCCGCCGGCCUCCACCCCAGCCAUCCCCGUGUCAGCGCCACCCAUCACCUCGCCCACGAUUGCACCGGCCCAGCCAUCCGUGCCGCUGACCCAGCUCUCCAUGCCCAUGGAGCUGCCCAUCUUCUCACCACUGAUGAUGCAGACGAUGCCGCUGCAGACCCUGCCGGCCCAGCUGCCCCCUCAGCUUGGACCUGUGGAGCCUCUGCCUGCGGACCUGGCCCAGCUCUACCAGCAUCAGCUCAAUCCAAGUCUCCUCCAGCAACAGAACAAGAGGCCUCGCACUAGGAUCACCGAUGACCAGCUCCGAGUCCUGCGGCAGUAUUUUGACAUUAACAACUCCCCCAGUGAAGAGCAGAUCAAAGAGAUGGCAGACAAGUCUGGGCUGCCCCAGAAAGUGAUCAAGCACUGGUUCAGAAACACUCUCUUCAAAGAGCGGCAGCGUAACAAGGACUCCCCUUACAACUUCAGCAAUCCUCCUAUCACCAGCCUGGAGGAGCUCAAGAUCGACUCUCGGCCCCCUUCACCAGAACCUCAGAAGCAGGAGUACUGGGGGAGCAAGAGGUCUUCAAGAACAAGAUUUACUGACUACCAGCUGAGGGUCCUGCAGGACUUCUUUGAUGCCAACGCUUACCCCAAGGACGAUGAAUUUGAGCAACUCUCUAAUUUACUGAACCUUCCAACCCGAGUCAUAGUGGUCUGGUUUCAAAACGCCCGACAGAAGGCCAGGAAAAAUUACGAGAAUCAGGGAGAGGGCAAAGAUGGAGAGCGGCGGGAACUUACAAAUGAUAGGUAUAUUCGAACGAGCAACUUGAACUACCAGUGCAAAAAAUGCAGCCUGGUGUUUCAGCGCAUCUUUGAUCUCAUCAAGCACCAGAAGAAGCUGUGUUACAAGGAUGAGGACGAGGAGGGGCAGGAUGACAGCCAAAACGAGGAUUCCAUGGACGCCAUGGAAAUCCUGACGCCCACCAGCUCCUCGUGCAGCACCCCGAUGCCCUCCCAGGCUUACAGCACCCCGGCACCAACGGCCAGUACAGCUUCCGCUGCUUUCUUGCAGCUUACAUCAGAGGCUGACGAACUGGCCACCUUCAGUUCAAAACCAGAGGCGAGUGAUGAGAAACCAAAGCAGGCUGAACCUCCCAGUGCACAGCCAAACCAGACCCAAGAAAAGCAAGGACAACCAAAGGCGGAGCUGCAGCAGCAAGACCAGCCCGAGCAGAAGACAAAUGCAGCCCAGCAAAAGCUCCCGCAGCUGACGUCCCCCGCUUCGUUGCCCCAGCCUCCUCCACAAGUGCCCCCCCCUCAGUGCCCCUUGGCCCAGUCGAGCCCCAGUCCCUCCCAGCUCUCCCACCUGCCCCUUAAGCCCCUCCACACGUCAACUCCUCAGCAGCUGGCCAACCUACCUCCGCAGCUAAUCCCCUACCAGUGUGAGCAGUGCAAGCUGGCGUUCCCGUCGUUUGAGCACUGGCAGGAGCACCAGCAGCUCCACUUUCUGAGCGCACAGAACCAGUUCAUCCACCCCCAGUUUUUGGACAGGUCACUGGAUAUGCCUUUCAUGCUGUUUGACCCGAGUAACCCACUGCUGGCAAGCCAGCUGCUCUCUGGGGCCAUACCUCAGAUUCCGGCAAGCUCGGCCACUUCCCCUUCAACUCCCACCUCCACGAUGAACACUCUCAAGAGGAAGCUGGAGGAAAAGGCCAGUGCCAGCCCUGGAGAAAACGACAGUGGGACGGGAGGAGAAGAACCUCAGAGAGACAAGCGUUUGAGGACAACUAUUACACCAGAACAGCUAGAAAUUCUCUACCAAAAGUAUCUCUUGGACUCCAAUCCAACUCGAAAGAUGUUGGAUCACAUUGCGCAUGAGGUGGGUCUGAAGAAACGUGUGGUACAAGUCUGGUUUCAGAACACCCGAGCCCGGGAAAGGAAAGGACAGUUCAGGGCUGUGGGCCCAGCGCAGGCCCACAGGAGAUGCCCUUUUUGCAGAGCGCUCUUCAAAGCCAAGACUGCCCUGGAGGCUCAUAUCCGGUCCCGUCAUUGGCAUGAAGCCAAGAGAGCUGGCUACAACCUAACUCUGUCUGCAAUGCUCUUAGACUGCGAUGGGGGACUCCAGAUGAAAGGAGAUAUUUUUGAUGGAACUAGCUUUUCCCACCUACCCCCAAGCAGUAGUGAUGGCCAAGGUGUUCCCCUCUCACCUGUGAGCAAAACCAUGGAGUUGUCUCCUAGAACUCUUCUUAGCCCUUCUUCCAUCAAGGUGGAAGGGAUUGAAGACUUUGAAAGCCCUUCCAUGUCUUCAGUUAAUCUAAACUUUGACCAAACUAAGCUGGACAACGACGACUGUUCCUCAGUCAACACAGCGAUCACAGAUACCACUACUGGAGACGAGGGCAAUGCGGAUAACGACAGUGCGACGGGAAUAGCAACUGAAACCAAAUCCUCUUCCGCGCCCAGUGAAGGGUUGACCAAAGCGGCCAUGAUGGCAAUGUCCGAGUAUGAAGAUCGGUUGUCAUCCGGUCUGGUCAGCCCAGCCCCGAGCUUUUACAGCAAGGAAUAUGACAAUGAAGGUACAGUGGACUACAGUGAAACCUCGAGCCUUGCAGACCCCUGCUCCCCAAGCCCUGGUGCAAGUGGGUCAGCAGGCAAAUCUGGAGACAGUGGGGAUAGGCCCGGGCAGAAACGUUUUCGCACUCAGAUGACCAAUCUGCAGCUGAAGGUCCUCAAGUCAUGCUUUAAUGACUACAGGACACCCACCAUGCUAGAGUGUGAAGUCCUGGGCAAUGACAUUGGACUGCCAAAGAGAGUGGUUCAGGUCUGGUUCCAGAAUGCCCGGGCAAAAGAAAAGAAGUCCAAGUUAAGCAUGGCCAAGCAUUUUGGUAUAAACCAAACAAGUUACGAGGGACCCAAAACAGAGUGCACUUUGUGUGGCAUCAAGUACAGCGCUCGGCUGUCUGUACGUGACCAUAUCUUUUCCCAACAGCAUAUCUCCAAAGUUAAAGACACCAUUGGAAGCCAGCUGGACAAGGAGAAAGAAUACUUUGACCCAGCCACUGUACGUCAGUUGAUGGCUCAACAAGAGUUGGACCGGAUUAAAAAGGCCAAUGAGGUCCUCGGACUGGCAGCUCAGCAGCAAGGGAUGUUUGACAACGCCCCUCUUCAGGCUCUCAACCUUCCUACGGCAUAUCCGGCAAUCCAGGGCAUUCCUCCCGUGUUGCUCCCCGGCCUCAACAGCCCCUCCUUGCCAGGCUUUACUCCAUCCAACACAGCUUUAACAUCUCCUAAACCGAACUUGAUGGGUCUGCCCAGCACAACAGUUCCUUCCCCCGGCCUCCCCACGUCUGGAUUACCAAAUAAACCACCCUCAGCGUCGCUGAGCUCCCCCACGCCAGCACAGGCCCCCGCAGCGACGGCCCCUCUGCCAAGUCCCCAACCGCAGCCGCCGCAGGCGCAGCCGCCGCCGCCGCCAGCAGCCCAGCCGCCACCCGCGCCGCAGCUCCCGCCGCAGCAGCAGCAACAGCAACGCAAGGACAGAGAUGGUGAGAAGGGAAAGGAGAAGGAAAAGGCACACAAAGGGAAAGGGGAACCCCUGCCCGUCCCCAAGAAGGAGAAAGGAGAGGCCCCCACGGCAGCCGCAGCCACGAUCUCAGCACCGCUGCCCGCCAUGGAGUAUGCAGUGGACCCUGCGCAGCUGCAGGCCCUGCAGGCAGCCUUGACUUCGGACCCCACAGCGUUGCUCACGAGCCAGUUCCUCCCUUACUUUGUACCAGGCUUCUCUCCUUAUUACGCCCCCCAGAUCCCCGGCGCCCUGCAGAGCGGGUACCUGCAGCCUAUGUACGGCAUGGAAGGCCUGUUCCCCUACAGCCCUGCGCUGUCGCAGGCCCUGAUGGGGCUGUCCCCGGGCUCCCUGCUGCAGCAGUACCAGCAAUACCAGCAGAGUCUGCAGGAGGCCAUCCAGCAGCAGCGGCAGCUGCAGCAGCAGCAGCAAAAAGUGCAGCAGCAGCCCAAAGCAAGCCAAACCCCAGUCCCCCAGGGGGCUGCUUCCCCAGACAAAGACCCUGCCAAAGAAUCCCCCAGACCAGAAGAGCAGAAAAACGCACCCCGUGAGGUGUCCCCCCUCCUGCCGAAACCCCCCGAAGAGCCAGAAGCAGAAAGCAAAAGUGCGGACUCCCUCUACGACCCCUUCAUUGUUCCAAAGGUGCAGUACAAGUUGGUCUGCCGCAAGUGCCAGGCGGGCUUCAGUGACGAGGAGGCGGCGAGGAGCCACCUGAAGUCCCUCUGCUUCUUCGGCCAGUCUGUGGUGAACCUGCAAGAGAUGGUGCUUCACGUCCCCACGGGCGGCGGCGGCGGCGGCGGUGGCGGCGGCGGCUCGUACCACUGCCUGGCGUGCGAGAGCGCGCUCUGUGGGGAGGAAGCUCUGAGUCAACAUCUCGAGUCGGCCUUGCACAAACACAGAACAAUCACGAGAGCAGCAAGAAACGCCAAAGAGCACCCUAGUUUAUUACCUCACUCUGCCUGCUUCCCCGAUCCUAGCACCGCAUCUACCUCGCAGUCUGCCGCUCACUCAAACGACAGCCCCCCUCCCCUGUCGGCCGCCGCCCCCUCCUCGUCCUCCGCUUCCCCCCACGCCUCCAGGAAGUCUUGGCCGCAAGUGGUCUCCCGGGCUUCGGCCGCGAAGCCCCCUUCUUUUCCUCCUCUCUCCUCAUCUUCAACGGUUACCUCAAGUUCAUGCAGCACCUCAGGGGUUCAGCCCUCGAUGCCAACAGACGACUAUUCGGAGGAGUCUGACACGGAUCUCAGCCAAAAGUCCGACGGACCGGCGAGCCCGGUGGAGGGUCCCAAAGACCCCAGCUGCCCCAAGGACAGUGGUCUGACCAGUGUAGGAACGGACACCUUCAGAUUGUAAGCUUUGAAGAUGAACAAUACAAACAAAUGAAUUUAAAUAAAAAAAUUAAUAACAAACCAAUUUCAAAAAUAGACUAACUGCAAUUCCAAAGCUUCUAACCAAAAAAAAAAAAAAAAAAAAAGGAAAAAAAAAAGGAAGAAAAA
Molecule: messenger RNA, 11359 nt
Organism: Orcinus orca (killer whale)
Lineage: Eukaryota; Metazoa; Chordata; Mammalia; Artiodactyla; Delphinidae
Gene: ZFHX3
Product: zinc finger homeobox 3
Exons: 10
Coding region: 183-11216 (3677 amino acids)
Biological process (GO): regulation of neuron differentiation; regulation of transcription by RNA polymerase II; brain development
Cellular component (GO): nucleus
Molecular function (GO): zinc ion binding; RNA polymerase II cis-regulatory region sequence-specific DNA binding; DNA-binding transcription factor activity, RNA polymerase II-specific
Source: RefSeq, a predicted model, not a curated record